Molecule: messenger RNA, 813 nt
Organism: Lindgomyces ingoldianus
Lineage: Eukaryota; Fungi; Ascomycota; Dothideomycetes; Pleosporales; Lindgomycetaceae
Exons: 1
Coding region: 1-813 (270 amino acids)
Source: RefSeq, a predicted model, not a curated record
AUGUCUGGAAACUUCCCUGCAAGACUGCAGCAAUCGAACAUAAUGGAGGAAGAGCCCAUACCCUCAUACCAAGAAUCUAGCACCGCAUACGCCGAAUCUAGUAAUCCUCCACCACAGUUCGAAGCCCUCCUCGACGAACCUCCCGCCUAUUCCAUCCUGGACUCAAAUCAAACCACCUUCAUGAUUUACGGAACCUUCAUCCAUACGCCCGCUGGCCCGGCCUACCAACUCUCCCGCGCACUCGAUCAACGCGGACCGCAAUUUCGUAUCCGACGACUCCGUGCGAAAGAAGUGGCUCUUACACAGUCCUCAGCCCUUGCGUUUGAUAAAGAUAGUGUGUUGUAUGAGGUUAAUGAUCCGCCGCUCCGCAAUAACGAAUAUCAUAUUCGAGGGUUCAGGAAGAGUUGUUUUCCAGGGACAUUAGAAUUGAGAUUCAGCAUGUGGAAGUGGCGUGUAAUACAUAUCCCACGCCCAAAUACAAAGGGGCGCGAAAUACUUAGCAUGAAAGUCGGUUCUUUCAGCUCUAGCCGCUUACACCGUAAAAAGGAAGAACACGGCAGUGACUGGAGAGAUCUACAGGGUAAAGUCGUGGCGACUGAGAUUCUGAAGGUCAUGGAUGAUGCAGGUGUGUUGCCUGUGAUAGAGCUAGAGAAGGACUUGGAUCAGAAGUGGAGGGAAUUGUUGUUGACAGUUUGGACGGCAAGGCUUUGGGUGGCCUUUGGUGAAGAUAAGACCUUGGCUCAGGAUGGAAGGUUCCGGGGGAAGUUUAUGACAUUGAGUCGGAGUGGAUAUUAUCUUGGGAGUGGGGUGUAA